AUGGACGUUGAGACUGGAAGAGGAGACGGACAAGACGCAUCACCGUCGCGGUGGGGCAGCAUCGUCGCUAGCGCCAAAAGGCACGCUGCCUUCAUCGGCCCGGGCAUCGUUGCGUCCGUAGGGUAUACCGAUCCAGGAAACUGGGUCACGGAUCUAUCGGCAGGCUCGCAGUUUGGCUAUGCUCUGCUCUUCGUCGUUCUUCUCUCGGGCCUCGUUGGCAUUCUCUUGCAGAUUCUCGCCGUCCGCAUGGGCGCCGUGACGGGGCAUGAUCUAGCGAGAAAUAGUCGCUUGCUACUGCUCCCCGAGAACAAGACGAGGGCCGAGCUGAAGUGGUACAAGACGAGAGUUGUGGCACUGUGGCUUCUUUACCUCGUCUCCGAAGGCGCUAUCAUUGCAACCGAGCUCGCCGAGCUCAUUGGUUCGGCUGUGGCCCUCAAUCUUCUCUUUCCACGGCUUCCCCUAUGGGGCGGCGUCAUUAUCACAAGCGCAGAUGUGCUGCUCAUCCUCUUCGUCUACCGUCCAAGCGGUAACUUUCGCAUCCUCGAAAUCCUCAUUGCGGCCCUGGUCAUGGUUGUCUUGGCCUGCUACAUUGCCCUCCUGGUUCGCACUAAGCCGCAUUGGCCAACCGUCUUUCAUGGUUACAUUCCCUCCUCAACGCUCGUUGAGCCGGGAGCUCUCUAUGCAGGCAUCGGGAUCGUUGGUGCCGUCAUCAUGCCUCACUCUCUCUUCCUCGGGAGCCACUUUUCGACAAUCGAUCGCCUUCGCCCUGUCAAAGUGCAGUCCGAAGAGGCGUCUGUCCAAGAGGACGCACGGGAAGGCCCUGCCGAGGCCGGGACGCCGUCCGGGAACCUCGGUCACUGGAUUAGACGGCAUCUCAUCCAGCGCUUUCCCUCGAUCGAUGCUUCUUCCCUUCAACAAUUUAGCAUCAGGCGUGCAUUCACCACGGCGCCCUCUUCGACGGAUGAGAUGGUCCCGCCUGGCGCAUGCCAUUCGAUCGAAUCUAUCAAGCUCCAUCUGCCACAUGCUUCUUGGGACAUUGCCCUUUCGCUCGUCUUCUUUGCCAUCACCGUCAACUCGGCCAUUCUCAUUGUGGCCGGCGCUGCCUUCUACUACAAUCGCGGCUCACGUGAAGUAGGCGAUCUUUAUGAUGCUUAUCACCUCCUUAGCGACACUCUUGGUAACGCGUACGCGGUCUUGUUCGCUAUUGCACUUCUGGCGGCGGGACAGUCAGCUUCCAUCACUGUUACGUUGGCCGGUCAAAUCGUCUCCGAAGGGUUCAUCAAUUGGCGCACCAACCCUUUCGUCCGACGUCUCAUCACUCGGGUUAUUACAAUCAUCCCUUCGCUCGCCAUCGCAUCAGCUGUGGGCCGAGGUGGUCUCAAUGAGGCGCUCGAAGCGUCUCAAGUGGCACUCUCCUUUGCCUUGCCUUUCGUCCUCGUGCCCCUUAUCCUCGUCACCGCACUGCCAUCCUUCAUGACCGUGACCGAAGACACCGAGCAAGGCGGCGCGAGCCACAGCUUCACAAGCCACUGGAUCGUGACGGCCGUCUCCAUUGUGGCGUACGUUGCCAUCCUGCUCGCAGACAUGUACACGCUUGUCACAACCAUCAUGGGCAAGCAGUAG
Molecule: messenger RNA, 1623 nt
Organism: Acaromyces ingoldii
Lineage: Eukaryota; Fungi; Basidiomycota; Exobasidiomycetes; Exobasidiales; Cryptobasidiaceae
Product: natural resistance-associated macrophage protein
Exons: 7
Coding region: 1-1623 (540 amino acids)
Biological process (GO): intracellular manganese ion homeostasis; iron ion transport
Cellular component (GO): membrane
Molecular function (GO): manganese ion transmembrane transporter activity; cadmium ion transmembrane transporter activity
Source: RefSeq, a predicted model, not a curated record